UCAUUAGUUUUUGAUUUGGAUGCAUUUUAUAGCUUUGUAGAUAUUGGAUUUUCCUUGAGUAAGAAAUGAUUGUCUUAUUUUAUAGCUUUAGAUGCAGGAUGUAUGUCUGUUGGGAUCUUUUAUUUAGUGUGUUAAUCCUCUUUGAGAAAUACUUUUCUUGUGCUUGAGUGUGUUUUAAUACAAGGAUUUGGUUCAUUACUUUGGUAACUGAGAUAUAUGUUUCACAAUUAUGGCCAUUGAUCAUUUAUUGGAGUACAUUAUUCGAACUUAGUUAAUUGUUCUGUUAUCCACUUUCUCUUGCAUUCAUAGAUCUUCUAUAAGAAAUGGUAUCUCGACUUGUUAAGAAAAACAUCGAGAUAGUCAUGCAUGUUGUUGCUGGUGAAGAAUUUUAUAUCAGACUUUAUCUAUCAGAGAUACAUUUCACUGGCAUAUCCUUUAGCAUCUGAGUUGCAAUUAUCUUAUUUUACUUAAGCUGAAAGUUUUGCUUGGUAGCAGUUGAUGUUGUGUCUAUGUUUGGAUUCUAUAGGUAUUCGUUAAUUACGAAAACUUGUGCCUCUGUUGGUUGUUACCCUGGAAAAAGUUAUUUUGAACUGUUCAGUAAUUAGUUGCUUUGGACUAAUUUAGUGUUCAUGGAAAUUGCUCUUUUAUAAGUAAUGGCUGCAUUUAUUAGUUUUCUUCAUUGCUGCUAAAUUUUGGUUGCUUGGGCAGGUGUUUCUUUUUCUUCUUUAUGUUAGGAAGACAGGGUUUUAGAACUUCAUUUUUAGCCCUAAACUCUCCUUUUACUUAGCUCUGAGGAUCUUUUUUUAUUGAUGGUUGCAGUAUUGAAACUUGCCUUGGAUUACUGUUACAUUGUGGGAGGAUUGGAAUUUGCUUUAUUUCAAGCAAUCGGUAUUUUGUUCCAAAAUUACGUAAUCUUCUGGGGCAUGGCUAGUGGGGGGAUUUCAUCUGUUAACUCACAGAAAAUUUCCCAUCGGUUUACUAGAGCUUUAUCAUCAGCCUUUCUUGAAUGGCUGCUGAUUUUUAUGCUUUUUAUUGAUGCUAUUGUCUCAUACUUGAUCACAAAAUUUGCUCAUAAAUGCAAAUUGCAAACACCAUGCUUGCUAUGCUCAAGGCUUGAUCAUGUUUUAGGCAAAGAAAAACAAAAAUUUUAUUGGGAUUUGGUGUGUGGUGAUCAUAAGUUGGAGAUAUCAUCCUUAGUUUACUGUCAUUCUCACAACAAGCUUGUUGAUGUUCAUGGAAUGUGUGAAAGUUGCCUUUUCUCAUUUGCUACAAUAAAUAAGUCUAAUGCUGAAACCUAUAGAUUAUUGGUGGGUAAAUUGGGGGAAGAUUCUGACUGUGGUCUUGUGGAGGAUCCAUCACUUGAGGAUCAUAAACAUGGACAUUCAACUAUGAGGCACUGUUCUUGUUGCAAUGAGCCAUGGAUGCCCAAAGGGUAUGUCAAAACAUUGAUACAGACACAAUCGACUGUGUCUCAGGCUGCUGAAUUUGAUUUACCUUUACCAGUUGCUGUAGAACAUGGGAAAGAUGAGCAGAACAGAAGUGACAAUGCACUGAUUUCAGAUAGAGCUACACAACAGAGAAAAAGUAGGGCUGAUCCUUUAUCUCAUGUAGCAUAUUCGGAGCUUAAGAUUACUUCUGAUUCUGAAUCUGAAUUGUCUAGUGAUGCUGGUGAUGAGGAAGAUGCUCUAAUUCUUGAAACUGAUCAUGUAAAAAGUGAUAUUGCUGACCAACAUAUGCAGCCAGAGUCUUGUACUAUUACUGUGUCAGAAGAUUUUGCUUCCGAAAAAUUGAUAGAUCCUGUUUCUGAAACUAAGCCUUCAAUUUUCAUCUCACAGUCACAACAAGAUAUCAUCGAGCCUCAUGGCAUUAAAUCUGUGGAAUCUACUGAUUCAAGUGGCCGUGACUUGGAGGAACUUAAUUGGAAGCAAGCCAGUAGCAAAACUAAACCCUCUGCAUUUGCUGAGCUUAUUUCUCUUGAUGAUGUCCCUUUAUCACCAAAUGGUGGGGAAGCUUAUAUUGAUGUGUCAACAAAAAUGAAUCUUAAUUCCCUUGAUAAGGUUCCUCCAUCAUCAGAUGCCGGUGAAAUUCCUAUUCAAGGGUUAGAAGACGGUAAGCUUAUUUCCCUCGAUCAUGUGUCUUCAUUAUCAUUUGGCAAUGAAACCCCUGUUGAAGUGUCAAAGGAGAGCAAGCCUAUUUCCAUUGAUGAUGUUUCUCCAUCAAAUGUUGUCGCACCUUCUGUUGAAGGAUUAAAAGAGAGCAGUGGGGAAGUUGAUGUUUCUCCAUCAAAUGUUGUUGCGCCUUCUGUUGAAGAAUCAAAAGAGAGCAGUGUUAUGAGCACUCUUGAAGUUGAGAAGAAAUCUGUGACAGAGUGUGAGGAAAUCUGCAAGUCUAGAGAACAGCCAUUUCCAGUACCUGAAUCACCAGUAGAAACAAACCAUGUUGCAAGCGACACUAGCGUCCAAGUACCCAAUUCAUUGGAUCUAAGCGAUGCUUAUAAGCUAGCAGUAGGUAGUAGAGGGAGACAAUUGUCUGGCAAAUUUGAACAAUGGAUUGGAAAAGAUUCUUCUAGACUUAGUGAGGAUCUGAAGGUCUUAUUGUCACAGUUAUCUGCCACUCGAGGGAUUGAGCAAUCAAUAAAUGAUGUAAGUCCUAGGAUCUCAGUAAGUCCUAGGAUAUCUAUAAAUAGUGAUGAAUUAAAGGCUUCAGAUUCUUCUACACUUAAUGGAAUGCAAAUACUUCAAAAGAGGAUCUCACUAGAGAGAAAUGAGUCUGGUUUGUCUAUAGAUGGUAGCAUUGUUAGUGAAAUCGAAGGUGAAAGUCUGGUUGAUCGGCUGAAACGGCAGGUUGAGCAUGACAGGAAAUUAUUGAAUGCUUUGUAUAAGGAAUUGGAAGAAGAAAGAAAUGCCUCUACAAUUGCUGUGAAUCAAGCAAUGGCCAUGAUUACUCGACUGCAGGAGGAGAAGGCAACACUCCACAUGGAAGCCUUGCAGAGCCUGAGAAUGAUGGAAGAACAAGCUGAGUAUGAUAUGGAAGCACUUCAAAAAACAAAUGACCUCCUUGCGGAGAAGGACAAAGAGAUUCAAGAUAUAGAAGCAGAGCUUGAAUUUUACAGGAUGAAGUUCCCCAAUGAAUCAAUGCUGGAGGACAUAGUGAAGUCGGGCUAUGAUUUGAAAGCAAGACAGGUCACAGUGGAUCAUUCAGAAGCUAACGGAAUUGAAGAAAUGGUAGGCGUGCCUACAGAGCCAGUUAUCAAAAAACCUAAUGUCUGCUGCGCAGUUGAAGAAACAGAUCUGUCAUUCAGAGACACAAACAAGGGCACCAUGAAGAAUCCAUUGUCAGGAGAUGAAUGAGGGUCACAUGAAGAAUUCAUUGCUUGAGGCAUUUUGUACAAACACUACAGCGUGAAAAUGCAGUGCCUGAAAGAUGUGAUUAUUACAUGCUUAGUAGCAAGCUCAAUCAGCAGCUCUUGCUCACUUAUAUUGUUACUCUAACAGAUGCCCGCAAGAGAUGACGCGCUGAUGCUCCAAGAAGAAGCUUGAGUAUACAAACCUUGAAUAACCUGGUGAUGAAGACUGGCCAUCAAUUGUACAGUAUUGCAGAGUUUGUUUUCUCCUUCGCAGAACCUAAUAUAGGACAUGAUUUUUACAGUGUGCUUUCCUCUAUUUUGCCCCCACUUUUUUUUGCCAGGGGUUCUAUAGGUAUCUACAGGCUUUUGCAUACCAUCGAAAACAUUGAGUUGGUGAGAGUUUUUUCCCCAUUUUUUCUUUUUCCUCUCUUGAAUUUUUUCAGUUUGAAGGUAUAAGUAGUGGUUGAGUGAUUGCAUUUGUACAAGGUGUGCUGUUGAGUGUAAAGCUAAAUGUUGUAUGUAUAUUAGAACAGAUAGCAGUUCCUGCUAGUGAAUUCUGUCUGCUUCCCAAGUUUGCCAUUGAUUGAUUGCUUGAAUACACAGAAUUUGGUCCCCAUUUUAUACCUCAA
This is a messenger RNA of Theobroma cacao (cacao), 3975 nucleotides long. NCBI's taxonomy places the organism in Eukaryota, Viridiplantae, Streptophyta, Magnoliopsida, Malvales, Malvaceae. The record is from RefSeq and is a predicted model, not a curated record.